AUGAACCAAACAGUCAUCAGUUUGAAGAUCAAGCUGGAAACGAGAGAACCAGAGGUCACCUGGCGCUGGUCUGUCCACGAGUUUCCAGUCGACUACAGUGAUAUAACCCAGAACAGAUGCUCACAGAAACAUCUGGGCAGAGAAAUCGUAGCAUUGAAGGAUCAAACGGGGUACCUGGACCACCUUGGUCAGAAUAUACCAGAGUUUUACAGCUCAGUUCCUCUGACGGGGAGGUCAGGGUUGUGGGGCAGAAGUCUGGUCUUGGAAACUUCGGCUUCGACUAAGGUUCUUUGUUCGUCGAUGUUUUCUGCUGAAGAUAUGAUGUUGGAGACGCAUGCUGUGGCUACUUUCACGUCACCCAUUUUUGGGUCGGUGCAUUUCAGAUGGCUCGACGCUAGGAAGUGUAAUGAGGAAGAUGCCUUCGUUAUAGCAGAUUUAUAUCACAUAAAAGACGUUAAAGUUCGGGAGAAAUUCACAUUGCAUAAAUGGAAAGUCUUUUUAACAGACACUUACGAUUCUGAUGAAAGGAACUUUGCUGAUGAUUGCAAUAUCUUAGAUUCAAUAUUUACUGUGGAUGAUAGUGAUUUGGGCACAAGAAUAGGAGACCUAGACAGACAUAUGGGUCUUAUUAAAAUAUCAACUGAUGCCAGUAAAGCUAAAUUCAAGACAAUGUUUAGAAAUCCAGUUUUAGAUGUGUUAAGAGAUUAUGUGGUUAAAGGCAACAGUAGUGUUUAUCUCGUCAUUUACGAUCAUGUGUAUCAGAAGAAGUUUUUGGCGUGCACUAAAUUACGAAAAAUACCACCCAGAAGCUACAAACAUGUGGACCUGACCACGUACAGUGAGCUCAAGUAUUCCAUUGGGGAACUCCCUCCAAAGUUCCUCCAUGAAAGAUCUAUGAAAGAUAUUUGUAACAGUACCGGACUUGUUUAUAAUCCUGUGGAUGUUGUCCAGAAAACUACUCUGGCUUUAGGUAAUGGCACGCAAGAUGAGUAUGCAGUAGGCAAUCUGAUUCACAAAUAUAGAACAAAUCCGGAGCUAAACACUGCGUACUGGGAUGUGUAUCUACCGCUGUAUGGCGCGCAUAGCAUCUUACACAGAUCAGUGCUUUUGGAGAGAGACACCAAGCACUUCCCGCUCUGCGGCGCGAUCCUGGCGUACCAUCACGACAGAGACUCCCCGAUCCCGAUGACGACCGCCGAGGCUGUCUUCAGGUACCCGCUGGCUGGCCGGGUCACCUUCCGACAGCCGCUGAGGCAGCCCUGGGCUGAUACUAGCAUUAUUGUUGACUAUUUGAUACAUUCCGGUGAUUUUGGCGGAUCCUUCAUUAACACUGAUCGAUGGACCAUAGAAGAUAACGAUUUUCCUAAGAAGAAGAGGCCCCACCAGCUGCACCGCGUGGCUCCCCCCCGCCACCGCCGCGGCUGCGACUCCCCUCGCCACGUGUUCGAGCCGCUCGGACUGGACCUGGUCAAGUUCCACCGGAGCUGCUGCGAGCCAGGCCUGGAGGGGCUGUGCAGAAUGGGGGACUUAAGCUCUAGACACGAGAACCCCAAGCUAUCCACAACCUUGGCGGGCAUGCUGGCGGAGACCCGGCGCGUGUACUCCGCCCCGCUGGCGCUGUCUGGGACGCUCUCCAUCAUCAGCAAGUUCCUCGUCGUGAGCUACCGGCUCGGCCUCAAGGAGCUGUCCGCUUGCGCUAUGAUAGUCCCGGUACACCAGCGUUCAGCCAUCGUCCGUGACUGGGUCCCCAACGGCGAGGGUCAGCUGACGAUGAGGGGCCACGUGACCUUGACCCAGGAGUCCGACCUGAGCCCCACCAGCGUCGACGUCAAGAUGGAAGUGAUGGAGAGUGGGAUCGGGAACUAUGGCAUUCAUACGGCUCCUGUGGUGAAUGACGUAGAAAACCCUUGUGACGACAAGAGUUUAGACGGUGUCUACAAUCCGUUUAAAGUUAAUAAAAUGAAGAGUCCAUAUCCUACGAUUGGCACAGCGGAUCAGUACGAGCUGGGAGCCCUGGGUCGCAAACACGGCUACGUAGAUGGGUACCGACGGUUCUCUGCAUACUAUGACGACACUCAGGUCUCCUUGUUCGGGCCUCACAGUGUCAUUAGAAGGUCGUUUGUGUUUCAGAAAAUGGUAGACAAGCGUCCAGCAGCCUGUUCAACAAUCGAGCGACAUUACAACGGCACAGAAGCGCGUCUGAUGACAGUCAUAGCGUCAUUCCACAAGUCACCAGCACUGGAGGGGUACAUACGGAUGUCACAACUACUGUAUGUGGAUGGUAGCGUCAGUGACACCACUGUAGAAGGCUAUUUGAAGCAUGUUGGGGAUACAGCGUCUUAUUUGAAUUAUAAACACAAGUGGGAGAUAAGAGAUGGUGUAAUAAAUGAAACUGGACAAUGUCGAGAGAACACAAGUGUCUGGAAUCCCUACAUUAAAAUGAAUAACACUGUUUUAAAUAAUGUUCAAUACGGAAGAGACUGUGGACCGGACAGUCCUCUGCGAUGUGCAGUCGGUGACCUCACGGGCAAGCUUGGAACCAUCAAUUUAGGCGAGCGUAUUGUGCUAACCGACAGUAAUCUCCCCCUGAUGGACAUCGCUGGUGGUCGUUCCUUGGCAAUCUUCGGCCAUGGGAUAAGUAACGAGGUGAUCGGAUGUGCCAAUAUCACGAAUGAUGAAGAAGUUACUAAAUACACUUAUAUUGUGAAGCCUAGUGAUCGGUUUAACUUACAGAAGUUCCUCUCCCAAGUCCGCGGCCUGCUGAAGGCGCCGGCCUGGCUGGUCUCCGCGGACCCUCGCGUCGCCGACCACGGCGAGUGUCUGAGGCUGCUCAUGAGGUUCCGGGGGCCUGGCGCUGAGCUACUGAUGAAGGCGUUUGAGAAAGUGAUGGAGGAUGAAGACUCUGAGACGCCAAGAGUUUACCGCAGCUGUUUAGAUCGCGAAAAUAAAAGAAAAAAGGGUCAAGUCUUCACAAAUUUUAUCUCGAAGAAUCCCGUACCUGCCACUAAAUAUUUGCUGAAGAACGAAGUCUGAACUUAAAAUAGUAGUACCUAGUUGAUAACAUUGUGAAAUAUAUCGACAAGAUGGAGUACAAGAUGUUUAAA
Messenger RNA from Plutella xylostella (diamondback moth), 3104 nucleotides. Lineage: Eukaryota; Metazoa; Arthropoda; Insecta; Lepidoptera; Plutellidae. The record is from RefSeq and is a predicted model, not a curated record.